UCCUCUGUAAGUAUAUGGGAAUCGUUCACCCUGUGUGUGUGUGUGUUUAUACAGUGAAUAACUUUGUCAGUGAAUGUUACGGUGAAGUUUUGUGCUUGUGAAGAACAGUGCUGGGAGGUCCCACACCUGCUGCCAAAGGUUCAUAAGGGAAACGAGUAAAUUUAUGAAUGAAGAGCUGAGUGUUCCUCAUAGUUGUCUGGUCCUAGUCACCAGCUGUGGUUGUGUGGUGGUUGAAGAUGGGGGCCAAGAACACCACAUCAAGCUCUGCGAAGAGACAAAACAAGACUGGGAGAAAUGAACUAUCGCCACAGGUGCACAAGUUUGUUGAGAGUCGUGCAACAUAUGCCAGUAACAGUGCUUCUGUGAAUGUCCACGAGGCUGUGGGUUUAUGCACGGCACCUGAAAUUUUGCUGGUUACUUCGCAACAGAGUAUUCCUGAAAUUCAGCCGUUGGGCAAUAAGGCUAUCAUUCCGGAACAGACAGUUGCUGGAUAUAUUGAAAAGGAUGAGAGAAUGAAUAUUAAACAACAAACCGCUGCUGAAUAUUUAGGAAAGAAUAAUGGAAGCACUAUUCCACAACAGACUGUUGCUGGAUAUGUGAAUAGUGAUAAUACAACUAAUACUUCACGACAGACCAUCUCUUCAUACGUGGAAAUUGAUGACAAAGCCACCACUCCACAACAGACUUCUACUGUAUGUGUGGAAAAGGGUGAUGCAGCUACUAUUCUAUUACAGAACAUCUCAGAAUAUGUGGAAGAGGAUGUUACAUCCACUUUUUCGAGCCAGGGAGGUGCUGGAUAUAUCCCAGGGGAUGCUGGAAAUGCAAUUUCAAGACAAACCAGAACUAAAUAUGCAGACUGUGAUAAUACAGUCACCAGUUUGCAACAAAGUGCUACUGAAGCUGAAAGUAUUAUUUCCAAAACUGCUGUUGUUAAAAAGGAAGUGAUUGACAAAUCAAAGACUGAUCAGGUUAGUUCUGGUCAACAACAAAGAGACGAUGUCAGUCUUAAGUUAGAUGCAGCUAUUCUUCAGAAUUUCAAUCAUCUAUUUAAGUCAACAGUUACUGAGAAUAUGAACUGGGAGACCAAAACUCACAUAAGCAUUGCUGAAAAUGAAGUCCUUGAAACUGAAAGAGGAAUAGAAGAUAGGGACAUUAAAAUAAAAAGUAAACCAGAAAUUGAUGUUUCAAAACCUGAAAAUAAAAAUAAGAACUGUUACUCUGAUCUGCAGCCAUUUAUACAAGAGACCGAGAACGGUACAGGUUGUGCAGAAGAUGAAAGGAGAGCACCAAAAAAUGAAAAACCAUCAAAUCAUAUUUCAGAAAAGAUCCUUCAGAGUACUUUAAAGGAAAGAUCCAUGCAAAAUCUAGGAAAGACCACUCAGUAUGUUAAGAAAACCCCAAAAAAUGAACUUGUGGAUAAUAAAAAUAUAAUUCUUGCAAAAGCUGAUGCCACAGAAAUAAUAAUAACAGAGGAAGAAGUUGGCAUAAAUACUGCUGAAGGACCAAAGGAUGAUGAAAGUGUCAAGAUGAAUGAAGACAAAGACGUCUUAAAACUUGAUCAAGCUACAGUGUACUUGGAGAAAAAUAUGAUGGAGAAACAAUGAUUUUUAAUAACAGAGAAUAUUGCAUUGGUUCUUCUUUUAAAAGACAGUCAGAUUUUGAUUCCUUCCAUAAGGCAAAAUUUUCUAGAGAAAGUCUUGCAACCAGAUUUUCAAUAGAUGAAGGGCUAUGUAAGGAUGAAAAGUCGCAGACUCAGAGUCUGUUAAGGGAUGAAAGACCACAGAAUCCAAACCUGCGUAGGAAUGAAAGACCACAGAAUCCAAACCUGCGUAGGAAUGAAAGACCACAGAAUCUAAACCUGUUAAGGGAUGAAAGACCACAGAAUCCAAACCUGUGUAGGAAUGAAAGACCACAGAAUCGAAACCUGUGUAGGAAUGAAAGACCACAGAAUCCAAACCUGUUUAGGGAUGAUAGACCACAGAAUCCAAACAUGUUUAGGGAUGAUAGACCACAGAAUCCAAACAUGUUUAGGGAUGAUAGACCACAGAAUCCAAACAUGUUUAGGGAUGAUAGACCACAGAACCCAAACAUGUUUAGGAAUGAUAGACCACAGAAUCCAAACAUGUUUAGGGAUGAUAGACCACAGAAUCCAAACAUGUUUAGGGAUGAUAGACCACAGAAUCCAAACAUGUUUAGGGAUGAUAGACCACAGAAUCCAAACAUGUUUAGGGAUGAUAGACCACAGAAUCCAAACCUGUGUAGGAAUGAAAGACUACAGAAUCGAAACCUAUGUAGGAAUGAAAGACCACAGAAUCCAAACCUGUUAAGGGAUCAAAGACCACAGAAUCCAAACCUGUUAAGGGAUCAAAGACCACAGAAUCCAAACCUGUUAAGGGAUCAAAGACCACAGAAUCCAAACCUGUUAAGGGAUGAAGGACCACAGAAUCCAAACAUGCUUAGGGAUGAAAGACCACAGAAUCCAAACAUGUUUAGGGAUGAAAGACCACAGAAUCCAAACAUGUUUAGGGAUGAAAGACCACAGAAUCCAAACAUGUUUAGGGAUGAUAGACCACAGAAUCCAAACAUGUUUAGGGAUGAUAGACCACAGAAUCCAAACAUGUUUAGGGAUGAUAGACCACAGAAUCCAAACAUGUUUAGGGAUGAUAGACCACAGAAUCCAAACAUGUUUAGGGAUGAUAGACCACAGAAUCCAAACAUGUUUAGGGAUGAUAGACCACAGAAUCCAAACAUGUUUAGGGAUGAUAGACCACAGAAUCCAAACAUGUUUAUGGAUGAUAGAUCACAGAAUCCAAACCUGUUUAGAGAUGAAAGACCACAGAAUCAGAUAACAAGUAAAAGUAAAAAUGUUCAGAAUCAAAGUAUUUUUCCCAAAGAAAGUGCACAAAGUCCACUUGUGUCAACUAGUGAAUGCUUGCAUGGAUCACAUGCGUUAUCCAGAGAAAGAUCGCAAAAUUCAAGCGUGUUGGCUAGACAAGGAGAGCAGAGGUCAUUAAUGUCAUCUCAGGAGAGGGGUCGUAUUUUGAGUAUGUCAGCUAAUGACACAUCUAAAGAUAAAAAUAUUAAUUUCAUUGGAAUGGUAGGUAGAUCUAAGAAAGAAAAUUGUAGACCCAAUCGUGUGCAUAGCAAAACUACAGAGCUAUAUGUGAAAUUUGCUGAAGCAAUAGAAGGAAAUAUAGAUAUAUUAGAGUAUAUUAAAAAUCGGUUGCCUCCAGGACUAGAGUUUACUAUGAUAAACAAAACCAUUGAGCAGGACACAAAGAACACCAUUGUAACGUUGCAGUGCAAGAGUAAGCGUUCAGCAGAACACUUAAAAGCAGAACUUGCAAAAGGAAACCAUUAUUCUCAAACAAAAAUUCUUUGCUUUGAUACCUUACAAGAAGUAAGAGGACUUGUAAUGAAAAAGCAACGUGAUAUUGAGAUAUCUUUUGAGCAAAACAUGCAGCAAAUUACAUGGAAAUCAGAGUCUGCUCUUGCAGAGCAUUAUGAUAAGUUAUCAGAUGUUAAGUCUCGCCUAGAAAAGAUACAGAGUGUAAAAUCCAAGUUUAUGUCUUUUGAACAAUUUAAAGCACAACGCAUUGAAGGAUGUGCCUUGGAGGAUAAGGCUAAAGAACUAGAACUACAAAGAGAGGAAUUUCUUAAGCAAGUAGAAUAUGCCGUACGUGAACUUACUAAAGCAAAGGAAUCUUUAAAUUUUGAGAAAAUUGCUAAAGAAACUAGACUCAAUUUAGCAAUUGAAUGUAAUAGACUUUCGAAUGCUUUUCCUAUUUAUGCAAGACGCUCAGAUAUUCUUGAAAUCGUCAAAAACAAUCAAGUAUCAGUUAUAAUUGGUGAAACAGGAUCAGGAAAGAGCACCCAAAUUGCACAAUAUUUUUUUCAAGGAGGCUUAGCCAGUAAUGGAAUAAUUGCGUGCACGCAACCUCGUAAGAUUGCUGCAACUAGCUUGGCCGUACAUGUUGCUAAAGAACUAGGAACAGCAGUUGGUCAGGUUGUUGGUUACAAAGUAGGAAUGCAGACAAAGAAAACAAAUUCAACAAAAAUUUUAUAUAUGACAGAUCACAUCCUACUGAAUGAGUGUUUACAAGAUCGAAAGCUUAGUGCAUUUUCCUGCAUCAUUAUAGAUGAAGCUCAUGAACGGAGCAUUUAUACUGAUCUGUUACUUGGAAUGAUCAAAGAAUGUCUGAAAGAUCGACCGGAUCUUCGUCUUGUAAUCACUUCAGCCACCAUUAAUCCAGAAGUCUUUGUUAGGUAUUUUGUAGAGUGCCCUGUUCUUUUUGUGUCAGGAAGAAUGUUCCCUGUGGAAGUAGAAUGGAAGGAACCAGUAGUGGGAGCUGAAUCCUUUGGUAAUUACCAAGAGGAAGCUGUUGUAAAGGCCAUUGAAGUUCAUGAGAAGGAGGAUGAAGGAGACAUAUUGGUCUUUUUGACAUCCCCAUUAGAAACUGAGAAGUGCUGUGAACGUUUUCGGGAUUUAAUGAAAGGUAAACCAUUAAAUUAUGUUACUCUUCAAUUACAUGGACGGUUACAAGGGGAUGAACAACAAAAGGUCUUUGACCCCGUAUCCGGAGGCAAGAGGAAAAUUGUCUUUGCCACAAAUUGUGCAGAAACUUCAGUCACUAUUCCUGGAAUUAAGUAUGUUAUAGAUACUGGCCUAGGGAAAGAAAUGAAGUUUGAUCCAGUUCGCAAGAUGAGUACCCUUGCGGUAAGCAUGGUGACACAGAGUUCAGCUAAACAAAGGCAGGGUCGUGCAGGACGACUAGGUCCUGGAAAAUGUUUUAGGCUGUAUACAGAAGAUGAUUUUAAAAAGAUGAAUGUUGAUUCACUUCCUGAAAUAAUGAAAGUUCAUAUUGGUCAUGCUAUGCUAAAACUAAUGGAACUGGGUGUGGAUCCCUUGAAAUUUGAUUAUAUCAUGUCCCCUUCCAUUCCUGCCAUGGAAGAAGCAUUUGCAUCACUAGUGCACAUAGGUGCAGUGUCAGAGGAAAAGAUAACUGAUCGAGGAAAGUGGAUUGCUAAAAUGCCGUUUGACCCAAAGUAUGGCGCUUUUGUUUAUGAAGCUGUUCAAGUUGGAGCUGGACUGGAAGCAGUUAUUAUAGCAGCAGCAAGUGGAACUAGCUCACUAUUUUACAGAGCGGGAAGUAACGAAGAAAAAGAAAAAGCAGACAGACAUAAAAUUAGGUUUUGUCAUGAAGGUGGUGAUCAACUUACUCUGUUAUCUGUGUUUAGAGAAUGGCACAAGGUACCAGAAAAAGAUAAGGGAAAAUGGUGUUUCAGUUAUUCCAUCAAUGGAAAGGCAAUAAAAAGUGUCCGUGAAACAACUAACGAAGUGUUGCAUACACUAAAGAAAGAAAUGAAAGUUGACCUUAAAUUUUCCUUUGGUAGACCAGAAAAAUUAGAUAAUUUGCUGGUGGGUCUUCUAUUUAAGGCUUUGAAUAGAAAUUUGAGUCAUUAUCUUGGACAUGCAAAGGCAGGGUACAGCAUUGUGUCCACAGACCAGAGGGUUGAGGUUCAUCCGUCUUCAGCUUUAGUAUCACUCGGGAGUCAGUCAGAGUGGAUUGUAUUUGAUCAGGUUAUGAGAACAUCCAGAGAUUUUGCAAUGCAAACUACACCAAUCCCUGAAUCCUUGGUGUUAAAAGGAAUAGAAGAGGGUUGGCUUCAUUUGCAGAUUGAAGAAGCCAAGAAAAAGCGUAUCACUGUAGCAUGCCAAGAAUAUGUUGGCCCCCAGAUGUUCAGGGAGUUUGUUGGCCCUCGCUAUGUUAACAUGAGGAACCUUGAAACAACACUCUCAGAAAAAUUUCCAAACUCGUUUGUUGUAGUUGAAGCUGAUUGGGAUAAGGGCGAGUUGAAAGUAUUAUCAAAUGAGAAAAAUAAGGAAUGUCUUGCUGAUAGUCUGUCUCAGGUUCUUGCUCCUCACAGAGCAAAUUUUCAAUUGGAAGAAAGCGAAGAGCGUAUUGGUUCCAUGUCAAUGGAUAUAUCUGUAAGGACUGUCAUUGGAGCUGGAGGUAGUAUUGUUAAUGUUUUCAUGCCAGAAGAGUUUAAAAUAGUAAAAAUAUUCUGUUCUUUAGAAACCAUAGAUGAUCUGUCAAAGGAAGAUGUAUUAAUAAAAUUUGGUCAGUAUGGAGAGAUAAAAGAAUGUAAAAAAUAUUACCGAAAGCAAAAAUCCUCAACUAUUUGGGGACAAAUCACUUUUGGGAAAACUGAAUCUGCUGUCGAGGCUGUCAAUGGGACAAAGGAUGAACCUGAAUUGUGUGCACGUCCAAAUGUACGUCUCCCAGCACAUGGAAUUUGUGGGUUAAGGACAAAGAUUCAGUGGUGUAGACGGCGUUCUAGAGGGUUUGGGUUUGUAGAGUUUGCCAAUGUUGAAGAUUUCAUGGCAGCCUGUAGACUACGUGUGUUGAGUGUUGGAGGUUCUACAGCAAUGCUAAAUGUUGCUAAGAAGUCUCCUCAGAGUAUACAUGUUACAAAAUUUAACCAUUUAGUGACAGAAGAUGUUUUACGUCAAGCAUUUGCUGACGCUCUGAAUAUUGAUCCUGUUAAAAGCAUAGUGAGAGUUAAUGUGAUUAGAGAAAAUGUGGGCCUGGAUAAAGAAAGGUUUAGUAUCGCCAAGAGGACCCUUCUUCGAAAAAUUGAAGAAUUUGCGCAGCCUGGUACAUUUAGCUUAGAGGUAAGAGAGCCACGAUCAGAAAAGGAUAUUAACUUCAUAGCAUUUUGUAUGUUUAACAAUUUAGAUGUGGGAUAUACUGCAUGUGAUGAGAUGAAUAAGGAAUUUUAUAUAUGCAAUGAAAGAGUUUCAGUGAAGGUUGAUAUUCACAGUUCUUUAUUCAUUCGUAAGGAUAUAUUUAAGAUAAGUGGGGAUGCAGUAAAGGAAGAAAUUAAAGAUAUUGAGAAUGAAAGUAAAGAAGUAAAAAUAAAAGUGAAAUAUUUGAAGAGUGAGAAUGUGUCUGUGGAAUUCCACACUGAGAGUAUUAAUGCCCUUGCUCAAGCUAGAAAACGUAUUCAGGUGAUCAUCAGGGGGGAUAUUAUUGACUGUGAGAACAAUGAUCAAGUUAGAUUACUGUUUACACGAGAGGGUAGGAAAAGGCUUCAAACUAUCAUGAAUGACACAGGAGCUCUCAUAGUAACUGAUGAUAGGGUAAUGGCACUUUCCAUCCAUGGGUCAUUAAGAAGCAGAAUGAAUGCAAAGGCUGAUGUUGAUGAAUAUCUACAGCAACUCUCUCAAGGUACUAUAAAAUAUAUUGAUUUAAAAGGCACUGGGAAGCCUCCAGGAGUCAUGAAAGCACUUAUGCUUAAAUAUGGAACAGAUUUAUAUGGUAUGCAGACAACAGCAAAGCUAACGACUGUUAAUCUAGACCUUAGGAACCAUCGAGUAAGACUAAUGGGAUCAGAUAAGGCCAUUAAUGAGGCAGUUGAUAUAGUGGACGCAGUUAUGACAAGUCUGACAGGUAGUGGAGUGAUUACCUCAAGUGACGAUGACCCUGACUGUGUAACUUGCUUCUGUCCAGUUGAAAGUAAGGACCUCUUCAGGCUGGAAUGUUGUGGUCAUGCUUAUUGCAAGGAAUGCAUCAAACUCCAAGUAGAUACAGCCAUCACCAGCAAAGACUUCCCUAUAGUGUGUGGAAAUGAGGGAUGCUCGUCAAAGUUUGUGUGGAGAGACUUUGUAAAUCUCUCACGUCAGGGACACAUUACAUUAGCUAAGCUUGUGAAUGCCUCUCUUAAUUCAUAUGUGGCUCAGCACAAAAAUGAUUUCCACUAUUGCACUACUCCAGAUUGUCCCAUUGUGUAUAGGAUACGAGAAGGUGGAGUCCCAUUCUUUUGCCCGGAAUGUAAUGUCAAAGUUUGCUCAAGUUGUCAUGUUAAUUAUCAUGAUGGCCUCACUUGUAUCAUGUACAAGAAGGUGAAUGAAGGUGAUAGUUUGGGUGCAUGGUUGAUGAAGGAUAUUAAUAACAGAAAAAUUUGUCCAAACUGCUCUACACCCAUUGAGAAGAUUUAUGGGUGUAACAAAAUGUUAUGUUUAGGAUGUAAGAAAUUCUUAUGCUGGACCUGUUUGGCAGUCUUUAACACACAAAAUGAGUGUUAUACUCACCUUGAGGAAGUGCAUGGUGGAUACAUGUAAUCUAUACAAGUUCGUAUUACUAGGAUAGUGAUGGAAAUUUUAAAGACAAUGUUUAGGGUGUAUCAUAUUACUGUACAUUGGUAAUUCUUUUGGUAAAAGUACAUCUAAAAUGAUAUCUGAUGAAGUACUGACUUGGUAUAACGGCUAAAAUAUUUCUAUAUUUCACACAUUUCACUUGGUAGAAUGAUCACACCAGUGCCCUUAGAAAAGGGUAAGGAGGGUCAUCAUGUUAGAAUGUGCCAGGACAGUGAACAAGUAAUUAUUAGGUGUACAACCCACCUGGGAUCACCCCAGUUGAAUCUUCAUUUGUUUGUGUAAUGAAAUGAAGAAAUAGUAGGCUAUCAUGACUGCAGAUAUUCCUCACCCCAUCUCUUGUAAUACAUAAUAUUGAUUUGUAGAGAAUGGUAUACAUGGUAAUGUUGCAUUGUUGGUGUGUAUAAAAACCCCUAACUUCUAAGCUCAGCUUACUUUAAGUAUUAUGUACAAGAAGGGGAAUUCAGAUUAUGGUAGUUUAUGUAUAUACAGUACCAAAUUGUUGUAUUCAGUAUGUUCUGGGACAUUUAAUAUCUGCAUAAAACUUUACUAUACUAAUUAAAAUAGAAAGUGUGAAAUACUGCGUUUCUUCAUAUAUCAUGUUUCUGUGAUUUUAAAACUAGUGGGUAUAGUAUUUAUUUUUUUAAAAUUUCUAAUAUAGUUUUCAUAUAUGCAUGCUGCUGUGCAGGAUGUACUGUAGACACACCAUAAUGUAAUGCAUGUAAGGAUAUCUCGACUUUUAUGUCAUUUUAAUUACCUUGGAGUAGUUACAGGACGAGAGCUGCUCACUGUGUGAAGAAUGGCUUUACAAGUCAAUAUAAUUACUGAGUAACAAGUAAGGUUGACAGUGUAUAGUGACCCAGUGACUUCAUGUAUGUCUUGACAAGGUUUACUUAAAACUGAUGCAAGAUUUAUUGGAAGCCCAUAUUAAUACUGAUUCAAAGGUUUUAGAAUUGUAUUUUUUUAACACUAUUAGAGGGCAUGUAUGCUGUGAUAAGCACGAUAACUCAUGUAAUGAAUAUGUAGUAUUGUUAAAUUAUUAUAUAUAUAAAUGCCACACAAUUUAUGUUCACUGAGAGAAGCAUUAUAAGGAUUGAAGCUAGGCUGUUGAAGAGAGAACAUUGAAAGUAAGUAUAACUAGUUCAUUUUUUUUUUUUUUUUUUUUUUUUUUUUUUGUAAAUUAGAAUUGUACACAUGAACUAACAUAAGUUGAGUGUCUUUUUAUAUAUAUAUAUAUAUAUAUAUAUAUAUAUAUUGAUACUACUGGUAAAUCAACCAAUUUAUAAAUUCUUCUCUGGUUGCUGUUCCAGUUGAAUUUAUUCAACAUACAUCAAUACAGGUAUUAAAGAAAAUAUUGGUUAAUGCCUGAAGUGUAUUUCAUGGGCGAAUUGUUACAUAGCCUAUUCGAAGCAUCAAUAAAUUGUAUAAUUUUGAACAUAAAA
Procambarus clarkii (red swamp crayfish) is the source of this 9600-nucleotide messenger RNA. The record is from RefSeq and is a predicted model, not a curated record. NCBI's taxonomy places the organism in Eukaryota, Metazoa, Arthropoda, Malacostraca, Decapoda, Cambaridae.